Messenger RNA from Lampris incognitus (smalleye Pacific opah), 1516 nucleotides. RefSeq names its product programmed cell death 6 (gene pdcd6). Gene Ontology annotation, molecular function: calcium ion binding. The coding region runs from base 86 to 655 and encodes 189 amino acids. Lineage: Eukaryota; Metazoa; Chordata; Actinopteri; Lampriformes; Lampridae. The transcript is spliced from 6 exons. The record is from RefSeq and is a predicted model, not a curated record.
UCAGAGACGGAUUGAAGCGAUCGUAACCGGGAGAAGGACAACGUCUGCCGUCUCACGUUCACAAUUUGGAGAAAGCGCUGAAAAUAUGGCGUAUCACAGUCCUUAUAGAGCGCCUCCACAUAUCAACGCCCCGCCAGACCAGGGUUUUCUGUGGAACAUCUUUCAGAGGGUUGACAAGGACAGGAGUGGAGUGAUAUCAGACACAGAGCUUCAGCAGGCCUUAUCGAACGGCACAUGGACUCCUUUCAACCCGGUGACAGUCCGAUCCAUCAUCUCCAUGUUCGACCGGGAGAACAAAGGGGGGGUGAACUUCAACGAGUUCGCCGGCGUGUGGAAGUAUAUCACAGACUGGCAGAACAUCUUCAGGACCUACGACAGGGACAACUCUGGCUUCAUCGACAAGAACGAGCUCAAACAGGCGCUGACUGGGUUCGGUGAGCAGCAAAGAUAUCGCCUGUCAGACCAGUUCUAUGGCACGCUGAUAGAGAAGUUUGACCGCCAGAGGAAGGGACAGGUGGCCUUUGAUGACUUCAUCCAGUGUUGUAUUGUACUACAGAGAUUGACCGAUGUAUUCAGGCGAUAUGACACAGACCAGGACGGCUGGAUCCAGGUGUCAUAUGAACAGUAUCUAUCCAUGGUCUUCAAUGUCGUAUAGCGCACACGGACCAACACAGAAUAGCACAACUGGACACAACUGUGCCAAUGCCCCCGGCACCUCCCCAGAUGUCCCCCAUGGCGGACACUACAAGAUUUUUAGACCAGAUUUCUAGUCUCUGUUGGUUAGGCUGCCGUGCACAAAUUUGUGAAAUUGAUAUACUGAGUCCUGUGGGGUCCCUGGUUUUGUUUCUCCUUUGAGGUGUUCUCUGCUUGGGUUUCAUGGUACCCAGUUGACAACACUUGCCCGAGUUAGCUAAGGGGGAUGCUUGAUUUGUUUAAAAAAAAAAAAUCUUGUAGUGUUUAUAAGACGACCAGUUGGAACAAUGUCAACGUGGAGGGAAGUCUGGGUUGGGAUGUAUGUGGGAUAUCACAGACAUUACCCUCUUGUCUGUCUUGUCAGUCUGUCUGUUGAUGUCCAUAGAGUUUGUUUGAUGUCUUACUUAAUGUUAUUACAAAAAGACCUGAGUAUCUGUGCUUGAGACAAACUUAUGACAUUGUGAAUAUCAUUUGGGACACACUGCAUGCUUUUCAGGGAAAUUCAACCCCAUGUUGAAGCAUGCGUUCUCUUUUUCUCUUUUCUUUCCCAAGACCUGUUUUGCUCAAAGCCAUGUUUACAAAAACUGUGAAAGCAGGCGAGGAUCUGCUUUUGAGGUUCACUGACAUGCCAGCUUACAUGCCAUAUUUGUAUAAACUUAUUUUUAACCAGCCAAUCUAUAAUUGUGGAAGCGCAUAACUUUAGGUAGUGAGUAAGCAUAAGCCUCAAGUUUGGCUUAUUUUUUUUGUGCAUGAUGCCUUAAGAGCUGUAAAAACACAAAAGAGGAAUCUCUUUUAUUAAAAACAAACAAACAAAACAUUUUAA